Molecule: messenger RNA, 817 nt
Organism: Podarcis muralis (Common wall lizard)
Lineage: Eukaryota; Metazoa; Chordata; Lepidosauria; Squamata; Lacertidae
Gene: HSBP1L1
Product: heat shock factor binding protein 1 like 1
Biological process (GO): cellular heat acclimation
Cellular component (GO): nucleus; cytosol
Molecular function (GO): transcription corepressor activity
Source: RefSeq, a predicted model, not a curated record
CUCAACGGCCACCACUACCCCGUCGCCGCGCAGGCGCGGGGCUGAAGGCGCGCACCGCCGGCUCCCGCUUCUCCCACUGUCCUGCCAACCAGCGGCCGUUUGAGGAGGUGAAGAGCGGGAAGGCGAGGGACGAGGCGGCGGCGGCGCCACCACAGCGAGGGAGGAGGAGGACAGGAUGGCGGACAACGACCCUCAGAGCGCCAGGGAGCUCUCUCAGUUCGAUUCUUUCCUUCUCACUGUACUCAACCUUUUCCCUCUUCCAUUCCUCAGCUGACUCAUGUGAGAGAGAUAAAGGAUGUGGAGCCCUAAAAUAUUCCAUUGUAUGAAGGCAGAAAAUCUACUACAACAGUUACAGGAAAACUUUCAAGCACUGACGGACAAAUUACUUCUAAGAACAGAUGAAAUGGGCGAGCGCAUAGAUGAUUUAGAGAAGCAUGUUACUGGACUAAUGGCACAAGCUGGGAUAGAAAACACCAGUGAAGAACUAAUGCAUUGAAGAGGGAGACAUGAAAACGACAAAAAACCUACGCUUGGAACUGAAUAACUGUAUGGCUAUAGCGGAAGAAAAAUCAAGCAGAGCAUGUAAAGUCACUUGCAUUCAUUAUUUCUCUAAUGAAGGUAUCAUUUGCUUUUAAACACUUUCGCAUGAGUCAAAGUCAUUAUUCAUCCUUGAGAUAGGUGGACUACUUAAGUUUACCUGUGUGUCUAACACUGGAAUCACCCCAACGAACACUGAAACCUAGUUUACUGUAACAGUGAAGACCAUGGUGAUUCGUAUUUUUAUCAGCAUAAUAUAAACAAACACAGAUUAUGUUCA